Messenger RNA from Adineta steineri, 1560 nucleotides. The record is from the annotation of a GenBank genome assembly. Lineage: Eukaryota; Metazoa; Rotifera; Eurotatoria; Adinetida; Adinetidae.
AUGGCUGAUGGUUAUACUAAUAAUAAUACAAUACCAAAACGAAAAGAAAAUGUUCGCGUUUUUGUUCGUCGUCGUCGACGUACAACUCGUCAACGAAAACGUACAUUUCUUCAUUCAUCUUCAUCUAGUAAUUCACAUGAAACAAUACCAUCAUCACCAAAUAAUCUAGAAGAAUUAGUUACAUUAAUAUCACAAGAAAUUAAUAAUAAACAAGACAAAUCUCAGAAAAAUAAAAAUAUUAUUGUUGUUAAUUAUAAACCUGUUUUUAUUAAUUCUAAUCAACAAAAACAACCACCAUCUUCUUCACCUACAAAAGUAUCAUCUUCUAUACCAAUAUCAAAACCAAAAUUAAUUCCUACGGAUGAUGAUUUUUCAUCUGCAACACAUUAUAGUCGACGACAUAGUUUAACAACAACAAGUUCUGAUGGUUCACCUUUACGUUCAACAACUAAUCGUCCACAACAACAACAGCAACAAUCGGCUUCACUUGAUGUACCUGAUGUUGAAGAUCCAUUAAUGUUUAUUGAAAUGAUGUAUCAACAACUAUUUACUGAAGAUGGUCGAUUACGUAAUGGAACUGAAUCAACUGCACUUGCAGAUUGUGUUAAACAAAUAGUACGAAAUUCAAGACGAAAUUCUAUAUCAUCAUCUAUUGCUAAUGGAACUGCAUCACCACACUCGAAACAUAAUCAUCAUUUAAAUAUAAAUCAUCAACAACAAAAAUUUUCAUCACCUUUAUAUAAUCAUAGAACACCAUCGAAAUCUCAAUCAUUGUCUUCCUCACCUCAUUUAAUUCCUAAUGGAGAGUAUAACUCAACAACCGAAGAAGAAGAAGAAGAAGAACCAGAAGAAGAAAAAGAUGACGAUGACGAUGAAGAAGAAGAAGAGGAACCUAAUACUUUAGUGCAAGUGAAUAAUCAACGACCAGUAAUAAUUAUGAAUACUGAUACUACUAAAAAUUCUGAACAAUUAAAAAUUGAUAAUUAUUCUCAAAUUCAUGCAUUUCUUAAUUCAUGUCAACAAAAACAAAUAACAAUAAAUCGACCCACAACAGCAACAACAACAAGUAAUGGUUUUCGUUUUUCAAUCGACGAUACCGACAAUGAAGAUUUUGAUACAUUUUCCGAUUUAAAUUCCAUACGUUUUAAUACAAAAACAAUUGGAACAUCACCAAGUAUCGAUGAAGAUUUAACACAUACAGAUUCAAGAUUUCUAUCUUCAUCGGGUUAUCAUUCAUUAGAUCGUUCGACUCGAUUUUUAAAACAACAAAAAUUAAUUCUAUCAAAAUCUCAUUCAGAAAAUGAUUUAUUUCAUUCAAUGUAUAAAACAAAUAUUCAAACGCGAUGUAUUCAUUAUUGUCCAGAUUGUAUACAUCCACCCAUAAUAACUGUGAUACCACCACUUACAUCAACAUCAUUAAGUAUUAUUCGACGAAUACAACAACCCAUUGGCGAUAUGAUAAUGAAAUAUUUAAAUUUUAUUCUUGUCUCAAAAAAUGUGCUUCUUCUACCUUUAUUUAUUUUUCUUUUACGUCAACGAUCAAUUCAUGUAGGAAAUUAA